This is a messenger RNA of Rhododendron vialii, 2855 nucleotides long. RefSeq names its product sister chromatid cohesion protein SCC4. Gene Ontology annotation, biological process: maintenance of mitotic sister chromatid cohesion; mitotic sister chromatid cohesion. Gene Ontology annotation, cellular component: SMC loading complex; chromatin. NCBI's taxonomy places the organism in Eukaryota, Viridiplantae, Streptophyta, Magnoliopsida, Ericales, Ericaceae. Bases 16 to 2391 code for a protein of 791 amino acids. The transcript has 13 exons. Gene Ontology annotation, molecular function: double-stranded DNA binding; protein binding. The record is from RefSeq and is a predicted model, not a curated record.
CGCAUUGCUUUGAACAUGGGCUAUCCCAGCCCACAACUCAUGAUAUUCGGCCCACUAAAUGGGCUGGAUCUCAGAACUCAAAACCAGAACAAUGCGCAGCUUUUUGACCAUGGUGGACUGAAGAAGAAGAAGAAGAAGAAGAAAACCCUCCCCCCACUGGGAGUGCCCCGUCGCGGCGUUUGGCGACCGAGAAAAGAAAGGAGCGAGAGCGAGAGAGAGAUAAUGGAGGAAGUGGCGGAGGGGCUGUGGGGACUGGCGGACCACCACGAGAAGAAAGGCGCGAUCGGAAAGGCGGUGAAGUGUCUGGAAGCCAUAUGUCAGAGCCAGGUCUCUUUCCUCCCAAUCGUCGAAGUCAAGACUCGACUUCGAAUCGCAACUCUCCUCCUUAAGCACUCUCACAACGUCAAUCACGCCAAGUCCCACCUCGAACGAUCCCAACUGCUAUUGAAGUCAAUCCCUUCGUGCUUUGAGUUGAAGUGUAGAGCACAUAGCUUACUCAGCCAGUGUUACCAUCUCGUGGGAGCUAUUCCUUCACAAAAGCAGAUACUAAACAAGGGGUUAGCGCUUGCAGCGUCUUCUGGAGAGGGGUUUUCUGCAAAGUUGUGGUAUUGCAACUUCAGUUCACAGCUUGCAAAUGCUCUGAUAAUUGAAGGGGAUUAUCAAGGUUCAAUAUCAGCUUUGGAAGGUGGACUUGAUUGUGCAUCUGCCAUAUUCUACCCGGAGUUACAGAUGUUUUUUGCUACCUCUAUCUUGCACGUGCACCUCAUGCAGUGGGAUGAUGUAAAUUUGGUUGAGGGAGCUAUCAACAAGUGUAACGAGGUCUGGGAGUCUAUUCAACCAGACAAAAGACAACAGUGCAUCGGUCUACUCUUUUACAAUGAACUAUUGCACAUAUUCUAUCUACUUCGGAUAUGUAAUUACAAGGAUGCUGCUCAACAUGUUGAGACAUUAGAUGCUGCUAUGAAGGCUGACAUGCAGCAGAUGCAGCAUGUCCAGGAGCUGACCAAGGAGCUCAAUGCAUUAAACCUCAGUCUCUCUCGGUCUGACCUACAGUACAAAGAGAGGUCAGCACUUUCUAAAAAACAAGCUCAGCUUGAAGAACAGCUCAAUAACAUUACUGGACACAGUUCAGCUGGCAAAGAAUCAUUGGAACCAGCAUAUUUUGGAAAUGUGAAACGGGCCUGGGGAGAUAAACUUGAGCUGGCACCACCUCCUAUUGAUGGAGAGUGGCUCCCAAAAAGUGCUGUCUAUGCACUAGUUGAACUGAUGGUUGUCAUUUUUGGGCGUCCAAAAGGACUUUUUAAGGAAUGUGGAAAGCGGAUUCAAUCUGGACUGCAAACUAUCCAAGAUGAGCUGGUGAAGCUUGGAAUCAGUGAUGGUGUCAGAGCAGAAGUAGAUUUGCAGCACUCUGCCAUUUGGAUGGCUGGUGUUUAUUUGAUGCUUCUGAUGCAUUUCCUUGAAAAUAAAGUUGCUGUGGAGCUCACGCAAUCUGAAUUUGUCGAAGCACAAGAGGCUUUGGUGCAGAUGAGAAAUUGGUUCAUUCGCUUUCCAACAAUUCUACAGGCUUGUGAGAGUGUCAUUGAGAUGCUUAGAGGGCAGUAUGCCCAUUCUGUUGGCUCUUAUAUUGAAGCCGCUUUCCAUUUUGUUGAAGCAGGGAAGUUGACUCAGAGCAAAUCAAUGCAAGCUAUGUGCCAAAUUUAUGCAGCUGUCUCUUACAUUUGUCUUGGUGGUCCAGAAUCUUCUGCACAGGCUCUUGAUUUGAUUGGACCAGUUUACCAAAUGAUGGAUUCUUUUGUUGGGGUUCGAGAGAAAACCACUGUCCUCUUUGCUUAUGGAUUUCUAUUAAUGAGGCAACAAAAUCUUCAAGAAGCCCGAGUUCGAUUGGCCACUGGCUUGCAGAUCACACAUUCUCAUUUGGGGAAUCUUCAACUAGUUUCACAGUAUUUGACUAUCCUUGGCAAUUUGGCACUUGCUCUUCAUGACACUGGUCAAGCCAGAGAGAUCUUGAGAUCUGCCCUUACGUUGUCAAAGAAGCUCUACGAUAUCCCAACCCAGAUUUGGGUGCUAACAAAUUUGACAGCUUUGUAUCAGCAAUUAGGUGAGAAAGGCAGUGAAAUGGAGAAUGAUGAAUAUCUGAGUAAAAAGAGAGCGGAUCUGCAGAACAGACUACAUGAUGCAUGCUCAUCCAUUCAUCAUAUUGAAAUAAUCGACAAAUCACGAAUUCAGGUUCAUCAAUUGCAUGAGCUUGAUGUCAAGCGUGCAAUGGCCAGUGCAUCAAUGAGAGUCAAUCUUGACAUUCCAGAAUCUGUUGGUAUUUCUGCCUCAGCCCCAGCUCCGUCAUCAAGGCUCAUGGAUUUAGACAUCGGAAGACGUGGGAAGAGGAAAAUAUAGUUCCCUGCAUGCAUACCGUUGCUCUGUAGGUACAGUUCCCUUUCAAGUUCUUAUCGUUCUUUCUGGGGUAGGUGUGAGUUUUAUGAGAUUUUAAUUUUAUGAGAUUUUAAGUUAGUCCCAAUGACAGCUUGAGAGUUGCUUAUCAAAAAAAAAAAAAUGACAGCUUGAGAGUUAGCAGUUUGAUUAAGUUAUAGUAAUCGUUUUAGGAUAGAUGUCUCUCUUCAUGCUGAAGAUUUCAGUGAAAUUGGUUUGUGUGAGUUCCUGUAAUUAGGUUGAUCCCGUCCUAUGACCUUCCGAUUGUAUAUAUACGUGGCCCAAACUAUGAUCUCUAACUUAAAUUGCUCCUAGAGAUGUACAAGUCAGCAGUGUAAAUGGUACUGAUACGGCUGUAUUCAUAUGUGAUACUUUGACACACAACACGUCAUUAGUAGUUUAACCAUAACGAAUUUCUAAUUACAACUUCA